Messenger RNA from Fusarium fujikuroi IMI 58289, 1464 nucleotides. Its product is annotated as probable phenylacetyl-CoA ligase. The coding region runs from base 1 to 1464 and encodes 487 amino acids. Lineage: Eukaryota; Fungi; Ascomycota; Sordariomycetes; Hypocreales; Nectriaceae. The record is from RefSeq and is a predicted model, not a curated record. The transcript has 5 exons. Gene Ontology annotation, molecular function: CoA-ligase activity.
AUGCGACCUGUUCAGCCCCCCAAGGACUGCUCCAUAGAGGAGUUCCUCCUCGAGGAAAAGUAUGGGAGACACCCCAUUCAGGCGUCACUCAAUCCUUUCACUUGCGGCAUUACAUCAAAGACCCGGACGACAAUCGAAGUCAAGCAGUUGGUGUCAGAUCUCGCGCAAGGCCUUGGCGAGAACCUCGGAUGGCAUACAGCCCCGAAUGAUCAAUUGGAGAGGGUGAGAGGGGGGCAAGUAAAUCUGACAUAUAUCGAGAUUGAUACGGUGCCGCUUGCUUGGGCGAUUCAUCGUUUAUCCGGAAUCGCGACCCCAGCCAGUAGCCUUUCAUCUGCGACAGAGUUGUCUUCGCAGCUUGCCUUAUCAAAGGCGAAGGCCAUCUUCACCUCCCCAGCUCUUCUCCAGACGGCACUCAAGGCUACUCGGGCCACAAAGAUUCCCGACAGCCAUGUAUUUAUCAUCGAACCGACAGAAACGACGCCAAGGACCGCCCCCUCAGGCCCCUUCAAAUCUGUUCAGGACUUAGUAAAUCUGGGGAGGACUCUGCCCCUUGUGGUCCAGUCGAGAUGGCAAGAUUCCCGUCACGUCAAGGAGCAGCUAGCGUUCUUAGCCUUCUCCAGUGGGACAUCUGGCUCACCUGUUCCUACCAUCAUGGUGAACAUACUUUCUAACGUGGACACAGUGGCCAAAUAUGACCUGAGUAGUUCAGUGGAGAUUUUUAUCGGUGCUGCUCCUCUCGGCCCAGAAAUCCUCGUCAAGACGAGAAAGUUGUUCCCCUACUGGAAGAUUCUCCAGGGCUAUGGGCUGACCGAAGCUGGGGCAGUGGUAAGCCUUACGCGCAGAGACGACAUUUGGCUAGGCUCCUCGGGCGUACCAUUGGACGAAAUUGAAUGCCGCUUGCUGUCCGAAGACGGCCAGGACCUCAAGGAUCUGAGCCAUCCUGGAGAGCUUGUUAUCAGAUCGCCGGCCCUUGCCAGUGGCUAUUUCUGCAAUGAGGAGGCUACCCAAGAGACAUUCCAGAAUGGGUGGCUACGCACUGGAGAUCUCGCACUCCUCAAAAGAAGCCCCAAGGGGAAUCUACAUUUAUUCAUUGUAGAUCGGAUCAAGGACCUCAUCAAAGUAAAGGGGAUGCAGGUAUCGCCCACAGAGCUCGAAGCGCAUCUUCUUCUCCACCCUGGAGUUGCAGAAGCAGCUGUCGUAGGCAUCGACGACCCAGUUUCCGGUGAGAUCCCCAAGGCUUUUAUUGUGCCAGCGACAGGCGGACAGGCGCUGUCCAGCCAAGACCUGUCGUCCUCGAUCAAGACGCACGUUGAGGAGCACAAGGCAAAGUACAAAUGGUUACAAGGUGGCAUUGAGUUUUUUCAGGCCUUGCCGAAAACGCCCAGCGGUAAGAUCACUCGCCGAGCCCUACGUGAUGCCGCAAGACGGACAGCCCAGGCCGAGAAGACAAGCUCCCGUCUGUAG